AUGUUCAGAAAAGUACUUUAAAAUUUUACAAAAAAGAAAUUAAAAAUAGAUAAUUAUGGAUAGAAUUUAUAGGAUCCUUAUUAAUAUCAUAAAUCACUAAAUAAAUUAAAAUCUAUAGAUCCAAAAUAUAAAUCAUUAUUAGAUGAACCUCAUUUCUAAAAAGUAUUUAUUUUAAUUAUUCCAGCUUGCAAAUUUUAGAAAGGAAUAUUUACUCAAUUUGACUAGAUGGCCAGAUGAUAAUGAGGUUUUGAUUGACAUUGAUAAAUUCAAUUUUUUCGAAUAUAUUAAAUUUCUUUCUAAAAGCAAAUUUGAUGAUUUAGAGGAAAAAGAUUAAUUCCCAUAUAGAGCAUUUCAAGCAAUCUUACUGUUUAUUUUAGUGGAAGUUUUAAUAAACCUUUAUUAUUAUACUUGCAAAGAUUAAUAUAAAGAAUAUUAAAGAGAAGACAUAAAACCUCAUUAUAAUUAUAAAAAUUUAGAAAAUGAAUUAAGAUAUUCAAUAUUAUUAUUUAAUAGAUCAGUCAAUUGA
Molecule: messenger RNA, 526 nt
Organism: Paramecium pentaurelia
Lineage: Eukaryota; Ciliophora; Oligohymenophorea; Peniculida; Parameciidae
Source: the annotation of a GenBank genome assembly